Meloidogyne enterolobii is the source of this 885-nucleotide messenger RNA. Lineage: Eukaryota; Metazoa; Nematoda; Chromadorea; Rhabditida; Meloidogynidae. The record is from the annotation of a GenBank genome assembly.
UCUUUAUUUGAUAAUUAGAAUGCUUUCUCUACCACUCGAAAUUCAACUUUAUAUAUUAAAAUAUCUUAAUUUCGACGAAUUAUUUUCUGUUAAACAAACCAAUUAUUACUUUUACAGUUUAAUUAAUAAAUAUGAGGGGGAAUUGGCACGAAGGAAAUUCUAUAAAUUCUCAAUAGUAAAUACAUAUUUAGUAUUAAAUAACUUUUGUUCAAUUUAAAUUAAUUUUGGGAUGAACAUAACUCUCUUGAAAUGUCACAUCCAUAUAAAUCCAUUAAACUUAAAUCUGGAGUUUUUGAAUUUACUUUAAAUGAUCAACUUAGAGAGAAGUGGCAAGCAGCGUUAACAAAGCCAAUUCCGUUAUUUUUACAUAAUUUUGAACCAAGCAAAAAAUUUAUUAGUAUUACUACAGUGGACAGAAAAACACCUUAUCUUCUAAAUUUGCCAAAAAUUCCAAAAAAAGUUAAAGAAAUGGUUUAUCUUCGAGGUUGUUUGGAGCAACUUUUUAAAUGUUCUUUUGAAUAUGUUAAUUUUUAUAAGAGUAUAUUUAAUCCAGAAAUGAUCAAUAUAUUAUUUGAUAACGACAAAACAAUUCCCCAUCAAUUUAACAUUAAUGAUGCAACUUUAUUUGCUAACAAUGAAACAUUUAAAAAUGUUUUAAAAUUUUCUUUAAAUCAUUUAUCAAUUUCUGAAUCCCUUACCAUCGAUUUAAAGAAUGUUGGCAUUACAGAGCAACAUACAAAUAUUUUAUUCAUUAUUCUGAUAAAUAAAGGCAAUAAAUUACCAAAAAUUAGUCUCGAAAGCCUCAAAUUAACAAAUCUUCAUGAUCUUAUAUCAGAAGUGAGUCGACUAAAAAUGCGAACUUAUAUAACUAAAUUUAAAGUUUAG